CUUGUAGGGUUUUCUUUUUCCCAUCGAUACGGAUAUGAAAGGGAAACCACAGCUUCAUUCUCAGUUCUUCGCGGCGGCGUCUUCCGAUCUCGGAUCUUCCCCGUCCGAGGCAAGGCUUGGAAACUAACAAGGCCAUGGUGCAUGUCAGUUUCUACCGCAACUAUGGGAAGACCUUCAAGAAGCCCCGCCGGCCCUACGAGAAAGAGCGGCUGGACGCGGAGCUGAAGCUAGUGGGCGAGUAUGGCCUCCGAUGCAAGCGCGAACUCUGGAGGGUUCAGUACGCUCUCAGCCGUAUCCGGAACGCCGCUAGGGAACUCCUCACGCUCGAUGAGAAAAACCCCCGCCGGAUCUUUGAGGGCGAGGCCCUACUCCGGAGGAUGAACCGUUACGGGCUCUUGGAGGAGGGACAGAACAAGCUCGAUUACGUCCUUGCGCUUACUGUGGAGAACUUUCUGGAGCGCCGCCUUCAGACGCUCGUCUUCAAGUCUGGGAUGGCAAAGUCGAUCCACCAUGCUCGUGUCCUGAUCAGGCAGCGCCACAUCAGAGUUGGAAGGCAAGUUGUCAACAUUCCUUCGUUCAUGGUUAGAGUGGACUCCGCAAAGCACAUUGAUUUCUCAUUAACUAGUCCAUUUGGCGGCGGCCGCCCAGGAAGGGUUAAGAGAAAGAACCAGAAAGCUGCUGCAAAGAAAGCAGCCGGAGGAGAUGGCGACGAGGAUGAUGAGGAAUAAGCGUUAUGUCUUAGUAGCAUUUGAAUUAGUAGUUUCCUAUAUUUCAUUUUCCAAAGGAGUUCUAUCUAUUUAUUUGAGUUAUACCUUUCAAAUUCAGUGUUUGAUCUUACAUAACAUGGAGUUUGACUAUUAUGGUUUUUGAGAUUAUGAUUUCCUUGUUUAUUUGUUUCAA
This is a messenger RNA of Zingiber officinale, 900 nucleotides long. Its product is annotated as 40S ribosomal protein S9-2. Gene Ontology annotation, molecular function: rRNA binding; structural constituent of ribosome. Gene Ontology annotation, biological process: positive regulation of translational fidelity; translation. The transcript has 3 exons. NCBI's taxonomy places the organism in Eukaryota, Viridiplantae, Streptophyta, Magnoliopsida, Zingiberales, Zingiberaceae. Gene Ontology annotation, cellular component: cytosolic small ribosomal subunit. The record is from RefSeq and is a predicted model, not a curated record. The coding region runs from base 135 to 728 and encodes 197 amino acids.